Messenger RNA from Sphenostylis stenocarpa, 1353 nucleotides. The record is from the annotation of a GenBank genome assembly. NCBI's taxonomy places the organism in Eukaryota, Viridiplantae, Streptophyta, Magnoliopsida, Fabales, Fabaceae.
AUGCCUUCUCCUAAGAACUCAUCAUUGGAUGAAGCUGAAGCCAUGCCAGUUUUUGAAGCUAUUAGGAGGGCUAAGCGCUUAAGGUUGUUCGAGCCGUCUUUGGGUGUUCUUGUUUUUGUUGUUGUUACUGUCUUUGUGAUUUGUUGCUUCUUCUAUUCGGAUAAUAGAUACUCUGGUUUAAGAUUUGGGUUCUUGGAACAACCUCAGAGGUUUGCUUGGUUGCGGAUAAAAGGGUCUACUGAGCAACGCAGAGUUGAGUUUCUUGGAGAUAAGGGUGGUGGGUGUGAUUUGUUCGAUGGGGAAUGGGUUUGGGAUGAGAGCUACCCGUUGUAUCAAUCAAAAGAUUGCAGCUUUCUGGACGAAGGUUUUCGAUGUUCUGAGAAUGGAAGACGUGAUUUGUAUUACACCAAAUGGAGGUGGCAGCCCAAAAGUUGCAACUUGCCAAGAUUCAAUGCAACAUUGAUGUUGGGGAAACUGCGAAACAAACGAAUAGUGUUUGCGGGGGACUCAAUUGGGAGAAACCAAUGGGAGUCACUUUUAUGCUUGCUCUCUUCCGGAGUUCCUAACAAGGAAUCAAUCUAUGAAGUGAAUGGAAGCCCAAUUACAAAGCAUAAGGGGUUCUUGGUCUUCAAAUUCAAGGAUUUUAAUUGUACAGUGGAAUACUAUAGAGCUCCAUUUCUUGUAUUGCAGAGUCGACCUCCUAAAGGAGCUCCUGAAAAUAUUAGGACAACUCUCAAAAUAGAUACAAUGGAUUGGAACUCUGAGAAGUGGAGAGAUGCAGAUAUCCUGGUUCUUAACACUGGGCACUGGUGGAAUUAUGAGAAAACAAUAAGAGGGGGUUGCUAUUUUCAAGAAGGCAAGAAAGUUAAGCUGGAAAUGCAGGUAGAAGAUGCAUACAAACAGUCCAUUCAGACAGUACUGAACUGGAUACAAAAUACAGUAAAUCCUAGCAAGACCCAAAUUUUCUUUCGGACUUUAGCCCCAGUGCACUUCAGAGGCGGGGAUUGGAAAAACGGUGGAAACUGUCAUAUGGAAACACUACCGGAGCUUGGCUCUUCAUUGGUGCCUAAUGAUAAUUGGUUACAAUUCAAAAUAGUCAAUGCUGUCUUAUCUGCCCACACAAAUAUUUCUGAAACUAAGAAGUUCAUGGUGUUGAAUGUAACUCAGAUGACUGCUCAUAGAAAAGAUGGACAUUCAUCAAUCUAUUAUCUUGGUCGUACUGUUGGCCCUGUGGUGCCUCAUCGUCGCCAGGAUUGCAGUCAUUGGUGUCUACCUGGUGUACCUGACACUUGGAAUGAGAUUCUAUAUGCACUGUUGCUUAAACAUGAAGCUGCUCACACAGGGAACUUGUAG